GCGGCGGCGGCUGGAGGCUCCGGGCUGCGCGCGGAGGCCUGGACGGCGCGGCCAGGUGAUGUGGGCCCCGGUGCCCCUGCGGAAGAAAGGGACGCCCGCCCGUCCCCGCCGGUCAUUUUGACAUCAGCCCCGCGUAGGGACCUGGGGGCAGCAGCCCUGACUCCUCAGCUCGCUGGAGUCGCCCUUAAGGAUGCUGUGAUACCUGGGGGGGUGGUGGGUGCCGGGGCUCUCCCUGCGGGAGGGGCACUGCCUGCGCGCCUGAGCUGCGCAGAGAGAAGGGGAAAAACAAAAACAAACACAUAAAAGACAAAACAAAACAAAAGAAACAAAACAGAAAGCCCACAAUGAUGCUGUCCGAGCAAGCCCAAAAGUGGUUUCCAACCCACGUGCAGGUCACAGUGCUUGAAGCCAAAGACCUGAAGCCCAAAGGCAAAAGUGGCACCAAUGACACAUACACCAUAAUUCAGUUGGGCAAAGAGAAGUACUCUACGUCUGUAGCGGAGAAGACCCUGGAGCCGGUCUGGAAGGAGGAGGCCUCCUUUGAGCUGCCUGGGUUGCUCAUGCAGGGCAACCCGGAGAAAUACAUUCUUUUUCUUAUAGUGAUGCACAGGUCCCUGGUGGGACUGGAUAAGUUUUUAGGGCAAGUGGCAAUUAAUCUCAAUGACAUCUUUGAGGACAAACAAAGAAGGAAAACAGAGUGGUUUAGAUUAGAAUCCAAGCAAGGAAAAAGAAUAAAAAACAGGGGUGAGAUAAAGGUCAAUAUUCAAUUUAUGAGAAACAAUAUGACAGCAAGUAUGUUUGACUUGUCAAUGAAGGAUAAAACAAGAUCGCCUUUUGCAAAAUUAAAAGAUAAGAUGAAAGGGAGAAGAAAUGACGGGACAUUUUCUGACACAUCUUCUGCAAUCGUUCCAAGUACUCACGUGCCUGAUGCCAACACUGAGUUUUCAAGUGGUGAAAUGCAGAUGAAAUCCAAACCAAAAAAGCCUUUUCUUUUGGGUCCUCAGCGACUCUCUUCUGCCCACUCAAUGUCCGAUUUAACUGGAUCCCACUUAUCUUCUGAAAAACUGAAGUCCAGCACCAUAGGUCCAACACAUCUUCUAAGUCGCCAGAUAGAUUCCUUUGGAGUUGUUCCAGAAAUUGGAAGUCUCAAGUCUCCACACAGAAGAACACUAAGCUUUGAUACCUCUAAAUUGAGCCAGCCUGGCGGCACUGUGGAUGAAGGUGAACACUCUUUCGGAAGGCAGAGUGACCCAUUUACAAAUGUGACUGCUUCAUUACCCCAAAAAUUCGCAACACUGCCAAGAAAGAAGAACCCAUUUGAAGAAAGCAGUGAGUCAUGGGACAGCAGCACAAAUCUAUUUUCAAAACCAAUUGAAGUAAGGAAAGAAAAUAAGAGAGAGAAAAGAGAGAAAGUGAGCCUCUUUGAAAGAGUGACGGGGAAGAAAGACAGCAGAAGAUCUGACAGGCUCAACAGCGGGGCCCCUGACAGCCCGCGGGACUUGAAGUCACCUAGUGCUUUCAGUGAAAAUCGGCAGGACUAUUUUGAUUAUGAGUCAACCAAUCCGUUUACAGCAAAAUUCAGGGCUUCGACUAUAAUGUCAUCUUCAAGUUUUCAUAUGAAUCCAACAAGCAGUGAAGACCUCAGGAAAAUCCCGGACAGCAACCCUUUCGACGCCACGGCUGGGUACCGGAGUCUGACCUACGAAGAGGUGCUGCAGGAGCUGGGGAAGCACCAAGAGCUGCUUCGGAGGAAGGACACGCACAUCCGGGAACUUGAGGACUACAUUGACAACCUCCUUGUCAGGGUGAUGGAAGAGACGCCCAGCAUCCUGCGGGUGCCCUAUGAGCCAUCCAGGAAGGCUGGCAAGUUCACCAAUAGCUAAUGGAGCCAACAGGGCUGUAUUUAUAAUUGGGAAGAGAAGGGGGAAUAAGAAGGAAGUAAGGAAGGGGGGAGGAAGGGAGGGCGGGAGGGGCGUUACUGGAAGAGACCACACUUGGUUUUCACUUCCUACCCUCCACCAUUGGGAAAAAUAGCCUUGUACAUAUUCACAGGUGUUGUCAAGAGUAACCUUUAAGGUGAUAAAAACACUCUAAACUCUUAAACUGAAAACGAGCCAUGCCUUGAUGAGUGAGCAGUUCUGUGGCAUCACUUGGGUGCUGGUGCCGGACCUCUGUCUGCCAUAGGCCUGGAAAUACAUCCAACAGCCCACGAGUUGUUCCUCAGGAAUAGAUGCCAUAAAGCAGAAUCGAUACUAUUGUCGGAGUCUCAGAAGUCAGUCUGUAGACACACUCAGAGUCAGGAACACUGCUCAUUAUAACACUACUAAGAAAGAGUUCCUCACACAUGACCAUGUAUGUUUGUGUGUCUUUGUAUAUGAACUACAUGCAUAUACCUCAUAUACACGUGCGUUUUUAUGACACUUA
Molecule: messenger RNA, 2424 nt
Organism: Acomys russatus (golden spiny mouse)
Lineage: Eukaryota; Metazoa; Chordata; Mammalia; Rodentia; Muridae
Gene: Rab11fip2
Product: RAB11 family interacting protein 2
Exons: 5
Coding region: 345-1883 (512 amino acids)
Biological process (GO): regulated exocytosis
Cellular component (GO): phagocytic cup; endosome
Molecular function (GO): small GTPase binding
Source: RefSeq, a predicted model, not a curated record